UCAUUUAUCAACUUGAGAGCUAGGGAGAGAUAGUUUUUUCCUUUUUCUAAAAUGGACCUGAACGAACACUAUCUGUUAGAAGAAGUUUUGGGUUUGAGAAGAUCAGAAAUGAAUUGGGAAUUAGCAAUUGCAACAGAAAUGAACGGGUGGAAUUUUGAUUGUUGUUCUGAUGCUUUGCCAAUGGAUCAGCAGCACAACGAUGAUCUUAACUAUCUUCUGAAUGGGGAAGAUCAGUACUUGAGCACGGAGGCGGCGAUGGCGGCGGCGGGGGGGAGCACGGGGGAUUCGAUGUCGUAUAACACGAUGGUCGAGACGCCGGGAAGUUUUGAGGUUUAUAAUAUUAGAAGUAUGGAAGAGGAGGAACUGGGAAUUUUGGAGGAUGAGAUUCACAAUCUUGAAGUUCAAGCUAACAAUGAUUCUUAUUAUUGUAAAGUUGAGCCUAUCGUCGUUGAAUCUCCUGAAAAGAUGCUACCUAUUUUCAACACGGGUGGUGGCACGUGCGACGAGCAAAAAAUCGUGAAUUACUCGUGUGGUGGUAAGAAACUUCAGGGGCAGCCGUCGAAGAAUCUCAUGGCGGAGAGACGGCGGAGGAAGCGACUUAACGAUCGCCUCUCUAUGCUUAGAUCCAUUGUCCCCAAAAUCAGCAAGAUGGAUAGAACUGCGAUUCUUGCGGAUGCAAUUGAGUACGUGAAGGAACUGAUGGAGAAAAUCAAAAUUUUGGAAAAGGAAAUUAACAUUCCAAACGAGUUGGGGAUUUUGAGAUCACAUAAUAUUGUGAAACCAAAUAAUGAAUAUUUGGUGAGAAAUUCAGCUAAGUUUAAUGUGGAAAGAAGAGAAGAUGAAACAAAGAUAGAGAUAUGUUGUGCAGCAAAGCCAGGGUUGUUAUUGUCAACAGUAAACACUCUUGAAGCAAUGGGACUUGACAUUCAACAUUGUGUUAUUAGCUGUUUCAAUGACUUUGCUAUUCAAGCUUCUUGUUCUCAGAGAGACGACGACGAGGGGAGAAUGGUGAGCACAGAAGAAGUAAAGCAAGCAUUAUUUGAGAAUGCUGGAUAUGGAGGAAAAUGCUUGUAGAACCAAAAUCCAAUUUCAAAUUGAGGAGGGAAAACAAAACAAUCAAAUCUCAAUGUUUUCAAUGAGAUUUAGUUUGUUGAAUUAUUCUUCUUUUUUCUUUUUCCAAUAAUGAAUAAAUGUCUAUGUAUUUAAUUAAGUCAAAAUCACCAAAUUAUUGCCAUAUUAGGAAAUAAAUGGAAAAGUAGAUUUCCAUUUGUAAGAAUUAGUCUUCAGAAGAAAAAAAAAAUGUUAGGAUUUUUAGGAAUGGAUGAGAAAUAAAAAUAAGAGUUUUUUUAUUC
Molecule: messenger RNA, 1352 nt
Organism: Cucumis melo (muskmelon)
Lineage: Eukaryota; Viridiplantae; Streptophyta; Magnoliopsida; Cucurbitales; Cucurbitaceae
Product: transcription factor bHLH61-like
Exons: 4
Coding region: 52-1074 (340 amino acids)
Biological process (GO): regulation of DNA-templated transcription
Cellular component (GO): nucleus
Molecular function (GO): sequence-specific DNA binding; DNA-binding transcription factor activity; protein dimerization activity
Source: RefSeq, a predicted model, not a curated record